AUGAAGUGCUCUCGCUCGGCCGGACUGCUGGUCCUUGCGGCCAGCUUCAAUAUUUCCCUCGCGUUCUAUUUACCUGGCGCUGCCCCACACAACUUUAAGCAAGGCGACCCGGUCCCGCUAUUCGUCAAUGCACUGACGCCGAUGCUCACUGGAAGUAGCACUGCGAAAUUGAAAUCUCUUAUAAAUUACGACUACUACAAUCCGCGAUUCCAUUUCUGCGAACCAACCCCCGGUGGUCCCGUGAAGCAACCCGAGAGUUUAGGCUCUAUUUUGUUCGGGGACCGAAUAUUCAAUUCGCCAUACGACAUUAAAAUGCUGGAGCACAACUCUUCCUGUCAGACGCUUUGUCUGCAGUCCAACGUUUCUGCAGAGGACGCCAAAUUCAUUAACGAUAGAAUUCGCGAUGACUACGCUCUCAACUGGCUUAUUGAUGGCCUUCCCGCGGCGGAGUUGAAGAUUGACUCAAGGGGCGAUUACUUCUAUGACCUGGGAUUCAACCUUGGAAAUGACGAGGGACCGUUCAAAGACACCACACCUGCGCUCAACAAUCAUUACGACAUUGUCCUCCAAUACCACUCUCCAACUCCAGGAAAUUACCGUGUGGUCGGUGUUCUCGUUUGGCCGUCGAGCAUUGGUGGAUCUCAGCAAGACACUCCCACAUGUGACACGGACAAUUCACAUCCUCUUGUUUUGAGCGAGCAACAAACAAAUUCCAUUCGCUACACUUAUCGAGUAACAUGGAAUGAAUCUGAUACUCCCUGGGCAACUCGUUGGGACUCGUAUCUCAAAGUUCUCGACCCUCGAAUCCACUGGUUCAGUUUGAUCAACUCCUCCUUCAUUGUCAUUUUCCUUUGUGUUAUGGUGUCUAUGAUCCUCAUUCGAAGUGUUUCUCGCGAUAUCUCGCGGUACAAUGCUAUUGAUCUGAGCGAGGACGUACAAGAAGACUGGGGCUGGAAACUUGUGCACGCAGAAGUUUUCAGGACACCAUCAUACCCAAUGAUACUUUCGGUUAUGAGUGGGAACGGAGCUCAGCUUUGUGCGAUGCUUGCAGUGACAAUGGUAUUCGCCCUCCUUGGCUUUUUGUCUCCUUCAAAUCGCGGCUCACUUGCCACUGUGAUGAUGGUGUUUUGGUCUCUAUUUGGCUGCAUCGGAGGCUACAUCUCAAGUCGCGUCUAUGCUUCGCUUGGGGGUACGGAAAGGAGGAAAAAUGUUUUCAUGACUGCGACCAUCUUGCCAACUGUGAUCUUUACUAUCGUGUUCCUCCUAAACCUUUUCCUUCUCGGUGCUGGAUCAUCUGGUGCUGUGCCCUUUGGAACAAUGCUACUGAUUGUGCUUAUGUGGUUCGGAUUGAAUGGACCACUUUGUGCCAUCGGCGCAUAUAUUGGCAGCAAACAAGGUUCAGUUGCGCAUCCAGUCAGAGUGCAUCAAAUUCCCCGUCAAAUACCUCCUGGACCACGAUACCUCCAGCCAUGGGCUGCAGCACUACUCAGCGGCAUCUUACCUUUCGGUGCUGCGUUCGUCGAACUCUACUUUGUUUUGUCUAGUCUGUUUGCCUCGCGCGCGUAUUAUGCCUUCGGUUUCUUGGCCCUCACUGCGUGCAUCGUUGGCUUGACCACAGCAACCGUCACGAUUCUGUUCACCUACUUCAUCUUGUGCGCUGAAGAAUACCGAUGGCACUGGCGAGCUUUCUUGACUGGCGGUGGAAGCGCCUUCUGGCUGCUGGCUUACGGCCUCUUCUUCUGGGCUUCCCGCUUGUCGUUGCACUCGUUAUCUUCGGCAAUUCUAUAUCUAGGAUAUUUGCUGCUGCUUGUGCUGUUGCACUUCCUCAUCACGGGCACCAUCGGUUUCCUCGCGUCGUACUGGGCUGUCCGCAGAUUGUACAGCUCAAUUCGUAUCGAUUGA
Messenger RNA from Mycena indigotica, 1902 nucleotides. RefSeq names its product Transmembrane 9 superfamily member. Gene Ontology annotation, cellular component: membrane. NCBI's taxonomy places the organism in Eukaryota, Fungi, Basidiomycota, Agaricomycetes, Agaricales, Mycenaceae. The transcript is spliced from 23 exons. Gene Ontology annotation, biological process: protein localization to membrane; vacuolar transport. The record is from RefSeq and is a predicted model, not a curated record. Bases 1 to 1902 code for a protein of 633 amino acids.